UAUGGGCAUUUGUAUAUGGUCCAGACCUGUUUCAAGCUCUGUAUUUCUGCUUUUUUAGAACCGCCACUGACUACUCCUGUCCAAAAAACAAAAGAAUCAUUGCUAUAUCCUUAUGGGGAGGACCACGGAGAUGCAAAGAACCCCAAGGCAGAUGAUGGCUCAUCUCCAAAGAUCUCUACUGACAUAUCUUUCCCCUUCUAUGGCAAGGAUUACCGCUCUCUCUAUGUAGACAACAAUGGGGUGAUCUCCUUUGAUACAACACUUCCAGAAUUUGCACAGUCUCCUGAUCCUUUACCUUUGAAGGAUGGCCCACCCCUUAUUGCCCCAUUUUGGGGUGAUGUCUACACUCCUAUAAAGGGGGAAGUCUUCUGGAGGCAGACCCGGGACUUUAACCUCCUUAAACGUUGUACUGCAGACAUCAAUCAGUUCUUUCCUGAGAUCCCUUUCACAGCUGCCUGGGCCUUUAUUGCAACUUGGGACAAUGUGGCCUAUUAUGGGUCAAAAUCAAAGAAAGUCAAUACUUUCCAGGCUGUUCUGACCACUGAUGGAGAUCAAUCCUUUGUUAUGUUCAACUAUGUGGAUAUUCAAUGGACCACGGGGACAGCCAGUGGUGGGAAUGCCAGGACAGGCCUUGGAGGAACCCCAGCUCAGGCUGGAUUUGAUAAUGGAGACAAAGUAAACUACUACAUCAUGCCUGGAUCCUACACUUCUGAUAUUAUCAAUAUUGCAAAAACUAGCAAUGUGAACAGUCCAGGUUUCUGGAUAUUUCAAGUGGAUCAGAUUGUGAGUGGGGUCAGCACAGACUGCUACUUGUGAAUUCAGGGAUCAUGGAGCAGCUUCUCUCUCCCUCUACAAAUCCCUCAGAUUCAUUUACAUGCGGUACAUUUGUAUAUUUGAGGCAAAAAGUUUCAACAUUUCUUUUAAAAGGGAUUCAUCCCAACUUUUAUUUCUAAUCAAUCUAUUCUCAGCAUAACGGAAUUAAGGCAUUUGUUAUCUAUAUUUCUCACUGGACUAAAAUGCACACACUUUUUCUCCUCUGCAGCCCCACUAGAAUGAAUAAGACAUAUCUGAGAAUAUUGAUGUUUGUUUCAUUUUAUAAUUGCAUUUUUU
This is a messenger RNA of Candoia aspera, 1110 nucleotides long. RefSeq names its product alpha-tectorin-like. The record is from RefSeq and is a predicted model, not a curated record. Lineage: Eukaryota; Metazoa; Chordata; Lepidosauria; Squamata; Candoiidae. Gene Ontology annotation, biological process: cell-matrix adhesion. Bases 16 to 816 code for a protein of 266 amino acids. The transcript is spliced from 5 exons.